UUUUAAUCCUCAAGACAGGUCUGUGAGACCCGGUGAGCCUUAUGGGAGAUUCUGCAGAGGACACCGGUGCUCAGGGAGCCCAUGUCCAGUCACACAGACUUGGACUCAAGCAGUUACUGGCUGGCCGGUAAGGACGGGACCGGCACAUCACGCUUCCCAUUCUUAAAGUCACCUUUGGAGGCCGGCCGAGCAGGAUCCCAGGCUCUUGUCCCGCGGCCGCAGGGCCCCCAGAGCAUGGCCACGAGCCACUUCCAGGCCGUCCUGAGCCGGGUGCGCGUGCUGCUGUCCAGCCCCGGGCCGGGCCGGGUGCGGGCCCUGCUGGACCACCUGCUGGAGGAGCAGCUGCUGUCCCGGGAGUACCACCGCGCCCUGCUGCAUGAGCCGGACGGCGAGGCGCUGGCCAGGAAGAUCGCCCUGACCCUGCUGGACCGGGCCGACCCAGACCUGGUCCUCCUGGGCUGGCUGUGGACCGAGCUGCAGGCCCCGGUGCUAGAAUGGGAGCCCGACGACGAGCCCUGCCCCGGCAGUGCACAGUGCUCCAUCAUGGAGCCUGCGCCCCUGGAGAGAGGCUACCUGGGCCUCCUCACAGGCAGCGCCGACCUGUGGCCACUCUCCUGCCUCUGUGAUCCCCUGGAGCUGGCCCUUGAGGACGACCUCUGUUCAGAGUCCGACCUGGACACCAUCAACUGCGAGCAACUCAGCAGUUUGCUGUGUGACAUGGAACACGAUGAGGAGAACCCUGAAGCCUACGCCAACAUCGCGGGACUGGACCAGUACGUAUUUGAGGACCUGCAGCUGGAGGGGCCAAGCAGAGACAGUCUCAGACUGGAGGAAAUAAUCAGAGAGAGCAUGGAGGCGCCAGAGGAUUCGGGGUGGAGAAGUCAGAAGAGAUCCUUCCCCGAGGAGCCACCCGAGGACCCCAAGCACAGGAAGCUGGCCGAGGCCCCUGCUGUGCCCGUGGUGACCGGCACUUUCCUGAUGGGGCCAGUCACAGAUGCCUGGACUCAGCCCUGCCCAUCCCCGCCGGGCAUGCUGUCCCCGGAGCCCACAGCCAGCCAGACCACCCUGGGGGCAGCAAUGCCGGCAGAUGUGCCCGCCCCAAGUGCCGUGCUGGGCUGCCUGAGUCUGCCCUCGGGGCCCGUCCAGAGCCUCGGCGCCCUGCCCCAGGGGCUCUGGCUCAUCUCUGCGGGGCCCGACACCAGCAGCAUUGUCAUCUGCCAGGGUGAGACUCCGCAGGCCGGCCCCAUGCCCCCUGCCGGCAGCCCCGCUGUGCACGGCCUCUUGACGUCCCCGAGGUCCCCGGACCGGCAGGGCUCUACCAGCCCCUUUGCCCCGUCCGCAGCUGACCUCCCUGCCCUGCCGGAGCCGGCCCUGACCUCCCGGGCAGACACAGCAGAAGACGCCACGUCCCCCACCCAGGACCCGCGGGCUCCUGAGGGCUCUAGCAAGCUUCCCAAGUGGCCUGAGAGUGUGGAGCGGUUCUGCCAGGCACUGAAGGCACAGUACCAGGCAGAGCCUGAAGGCCCGGAGGCCACCCAGUUGGAGGUGCCCCUGCUGAAGGCGCGGCUGGAGAGGGUCAGCAGCAAGAGCCAGGAGCGGGAGCUGGCCACCUCGGCCUGGGCGGAACGGCAGCUGGCCCCCGGCGGCCUGGCCGAGGUGCUGGCCGCUGACUGGCACCCGAGGGUGCUGGGCGUGCUGGGCGGGCCGGGCCAGGGCAAGAGCCACUGCCUGCGGGCGCUGAGCCGAGCCUGGGCCCUCGGCCGGCUGCCCCACUUCGACUUCGUCUUCCGACUGCCGUGCCGCCACCUGGACCCGCAAGGGGGGCCCCACGACCUGCGGGACCUUCUGGGCCUCGCCAGCCAGGGGCCGCUGGACGCCGAAGUCUUCCGCCACGUGGCACGCAGGCCGCAGCGCGUGCUGCUGCUGCUGGACGGCCUGGAGGAGCUGGAGGGCCCGGAGGGUCCGCCACACGCGUCCGGCCCCUCGCCCUCCGAGGUCCGUGCGCCCACGGGGCUGCUGGUCGGCCUCCUCCAGCGCAGGCUGCUGCCCGGCUGCUCGCUGCUGCUGACCGCACGGCCCAGGGCCCGCCUGGUGCCCUGCCUCAGUAAGACUGACGGCUUGUGGGAGCUGGCGGGCUUCUCCACGGAGCAGGCCACCGCCUUUGUGGAGCGGUAUUUCCAGGGUGCGGGCCGGCCCGAGGACGGGGAGCGUGCGGGCGCGCUGCUGCGGGCCCAGCCCUUCCUGCUGGCCCACUGCCACCGUCCCGCCGUGUGCCAGGCGUUGUGCCAGCUGCUUCGGGCCCACCGAGAGCCGGGGCGCGAGGCUGAGCUUCCCGGCACCCUCACCGCACUCUAUGUGGGCCUGCUGGGCCCAGCCGUCCAGGACGCUCCCGCCGGGGCCCUGGUCGAGCUGGCCAGGCUGGCCUGGGAGCUGGGCCGUGGGCACCGGGGCAGCCUGCGUGAGGACCGGCUGUCGGCCGAUUCGAGGGUGUGGGCGCUGGCCGCGGGCUUGCUGCAGCCCGCCGAGGGCCCCCCGGAAACCGGCGCCCAGCUGGCCUUCCCCGGCCUCCUGCUGCAGUGCUUCCUGGCGGCCACCUGGCUGGCCCUGAGCACCGAGGUCCGGGACAAGGAGCUGCCACAGUACUUGGCCCUGACGCCCAGGAAGAAGCGGCCCUAUGACAACUGGCUGGAGGCCGUGCCCCGCUUCCUGGCCGGGCUGACCUUCCAGCCCCCGGCUCGCGGCCUGGGCGCCCUGGCGGGGCAGGUGCCCGCCUCCCUGAGGGUGCGGAAGCAGAGGGUGCUCUCACGUUACCUGAGGCGGCUGCAGCCAGGCAGCCUGCAGCCGAGGCGGCUGGUGGAGCUGCUGCACUGCGCCCACGAGGCGGGGGACACGGGCCUCUGGCAGCAUGUGGUGCGGGGACUGCCCGCCCGCCUCUCCUUCCUGGGCACCCGCCUGCUGCCCGCCGACGUGCACCUGCUGGGCCGUGCCCUGGAGACAGCCGAGCGGGACUUCUCCCUGGACCUGCGCAACACCAGCGUGGGGCCGCCUGGCCUGGCCGAUCUUGUGGGGCUCAGCUGCGUCACCCAGUUCAGGGCCUCUGUGAGGGACAUGCUGGGGCUCUGGGAGUCUCUGCAGCAGCGCGGGGAGGCCAGGCUGCUGCGGGCGGCUGAAGAGAAGUUCACCAUCGAGCCCUUCCAGGCCCAGUCCCCGAAGGACGUGGAGGACCUGGGCCACCUGGUGCAGAGGGCGAGGACAGCCAGGGAGCUUCCUGCCGUGAGGGACCUGAGGAAGCUGGAGUUUGCGCUGGGGCCUGCCUGUGGUCCCACAGCUUUCCCCGGCCUGGUGCAGCUCCUCGAGGCCUUCUCCUCCCUGCAGCACCUGGACCUGGAUUCACUGAGUGAGAACAAGGUCGGGGACAAGGGGGUGGCGCUGCUGGCAGCAACCUUCCCCAGGCUGAAGGCCCUGCAGACGCUCAACCUGUCCCAGAACAGCAUCUCAGACACUGGCGCCUGCAAGCUGGCUGCUGCCCUGCCGUCCCUGGCUGCCUCCCUUGUCCGGUUGAGCUUGUACAACAACUACAUCUGUGACGAGGGGGCCCAGAGGCUGGCGCUCGUGCUUCCAGACAUGACAGCCCUGCGGGUGCUGGACGUCCAGUACAACAAGUUCACGGCUGCUGGGGCCCAGCAGCUGGCCGCAGGCCUGAAGAAGAGCCCACACCUGGAGACCUUGGCGAUGUGGACGCCCACCAUCCCCUUUGGUGUCCAGGAGCACCUGCAGCAGCUAGACUCAAGGAUCAGCCUGAGAUGACCCCACAGCCUCCUGACCUGUCACCUGGCCUCCCCCAGUGCCCUCCCCAAGGACACUGCGUGCUUGGACCUGGAACCAGCCACUCGCAGACUCUUCAUGCCACACCACAGGAGCCCGGCACCAGGCUCAGCCCGCGGUCUCAGGGCAGCCCCUGCAGGGUGCACGGACCCACGGCCCACCAGAGGACAGACCCCAGCCCCUCAGAUGUGAGGGCCUGUGGAGGCUGUGGUUUCCCAGAGCCCUGAGGGGCCCAGACAGGACACUCGAGACCAGGGAGCCACACCAGAGGACAGGAGGGCUGCCCACCUCAUCAUCUUCUCUCUGGGCAGCCUGGGGUUGCCUGUGCCUCCCCCAUGACACAGGCUGGGCAGAUCCGCCCCAAGGCCCCAUGGACACAGGCUGGGCAGGGCCGCCCCAAGGCCCCGUGGACACAGGCUGGACAGGGCCGCCCCAAGCUCCUGUGGACAUGGUUCUGUGGGACACAGAGCCCGCCCCAAGGUCCACAAUCCUGGGCUUGCUGUUUUGCACUGACUGGUUUGCUGAGGCCAGAGCUGGACCUGACUGAGCGGGAGAUCCACCGGGGGAGCGGGGCAGGCUGGGGAGAGGGGCCCCUGG
Messenger RNA from Erinaceus europaeus (western European hedgehog), 4422 nucleotides. It is a transcript of the gene CIITA, whose product is annotated as class II major histocompatibility complex transactivator. Bases 82 to 3807 code for a protein of 1241 amino acids. Gene Ontology annotation, molecular function: ATP binding; protein binding. The record is from RefSeq and is a predicted model, not a curated record. Gene Ontology annotation, biological process: positive regulation of transcription by RNA polymerase II; inflammatory response; positive regulation of MHC class I biosynthetic process. Lineage: Eukaryota; Metazoa; Chordata; Mammalia; Eulipotyphla; Erinaceidae. The transcript has 21 exons.